ACGGGUCCUCGGGGAUUACCUUAAAAAACGGAUGUCCCGUGUCGCAGUAUAUGUGGCACGCUAAAGAACCCUCACUGCUCAAAGGCCGUAAGCGCCGAACAAAGGCCUAAAUUUGAAGGUCUUCACCGGUCUUGGUGACGUCUCCAUAUGAGUGAAAAAUUCUCGAGAGAGAGUCGUUAAGCAAGAUACAAUCAAUAAAAGUUAAAAAACGAGAGAUAACUAUAAUUUGGGUUAAAAACACGUAUUUCACUAUAGAAGUCAAAGAAAAAUAAGAAAAUAUUUUUAAAACAUCCCCUUCGUGAAAUACUCAUUCCUUCUACAGGUAUUAUAUAUUGUCAUUUAGCAAAUAUAUUCUAAAUCUUUUGUUGUUUCACGGGAGGGGAUAUUUUUACAGAUCAAAACGCGGCGAAAAUGUUCACUUGCAAAUUUUAAGGUUAUCAAAUAAUUGUUUUAAAAAAAUGAAGAUUAACCAUUUUUACUUAAUAGUAUAAAGUAAUUUGACAAAUUUUAAAAUGGAUAUUUAUAUACAUCAAUAAGCAUUUAAAAUAUAUAACGUUUUAAAACCCGAUUUUAAGGAGCAUAUUUUUCAACCCCUUAAUUUAAAGGAGUUGUAAUUAAGAACAAUGGAUUGCUAUAAUAAUCAACACUGGUAUUAAAAUAUUAUACAUCAAUUACUAUUGAAUUCUACUUUGUAUUAUAAAAAUCUCAUUAGCAAAAUUUUUAGAUAUACAUGUAUACACGUUGAAAAUGUAGGCUGGAAUCCAGAGUGAAUUACGUGCUAAUUUCUGUCACUCUCCGACGGGCGUUAUGUUGUACCGUUUGUGGUACUGCUAUUUUCUUUUAGGGUGGUGUGCCGAGCGAUCAACUCAUCUUAGCUCUUGAGCCCGAAGCUGCUUCAGUGUAUUGCUUAAAGGUUACAGCAGAAAGCAUGCCAUGUGGUGAAGGGUCAUGCAUCAAAACCCCAGGUCACCAGUAUUUAGUGGCUGAUCUAGGAGGUGGCACUGCAGAUUUUAGUGUUCAUGCGGUGAAUGAGGAUGGCAAUUUGACGGAACUUUACUCGGCAAGCGGGGGCCCUUACGGUGGUGACUGUGUCAAUGCAGAGUUUUUGGAAAUGCUCGAGGUCUUGUUCGGAAAAGAGGCCAUUGAAAACCUGAAACAUGAUGACCUAGAAGAAUACCUUCUAACCUGUAGAAGUUUUGAAAAUAAAAAGCGCAUAAUAUCGGAUGAAUAUUGCCAAACAUUUAGACUCAAACUGCCUUCUGUUUUAUUAGAAAAUUGUGAUUUUGAAAUUAUGCACAAACGUAUAGAUAGUUUUUAUAGCAAAGAAUUAAUUUCCUUAUAUAAGGGGACAUUAAAAAUCAGUCCUUCUUUAAUGAAAACAUUUUUCGAAAAAUCCAUAGGAAAAAUCAAGGAGCACAUGUGUAAUGUGAUCAAGCUAAAUUCCAAAGUGAAAAGUGUCCUAUUGUUGGGUGGAUAUGGCGGAUCAAAUCUUUUACAGCGUGAACUGAAGAGAACCUUUCCAGAGAAAACCAUCAUUAUGCCACAAGAGUCCGAUUUAUCAGUUGUCAAAGGUGCUGUACUGUUUGGAUAUUAUCCUCUCGCAAUAUCCUGUCGAAAAAUGCGAUUUUCAUAUGGCGUAGAGGGUUAUGCUCCUUUCGAAAAAGGAAAACAUCCUGAGGACAGAAAGAUAACAAAAUUAAUGAAUUUGGCGAGGAAAGGUGCGAAGGGGCUUUUGAUCUGCUCAUAGCGAAAAACACAACGGUUCCAACGACUGGAUUGAAUAUUUCUCGAACAUACUGUGCUGCGACAUCCAAACAAAACUUUCAGUAUGUCGAUAUUUACUACACGGACGAAGAAGAACCUGUUAUUGUGGAUACGAAAUGUACAUUUAUGAAACGCAUAUCAAUUCCCCUUCCAAAACCUUGCGGUCGGGAGAGAGCCGUUGUACACAAUUUUACAUUUGGUAUGACAGAAUUGAAACAUCAAGCUUUGAUUCUCGAAACUGGAGAAUGUGUGUCAAACACCUUUGACUUAUUGUAGCUAAUCAAAGUACGUUUCAACCGUUACUUAUGUAUAACACAUCCUAUAAGUGCCUAUUAUGAAUGUGAUUUAUUACUUUAAAUUAAAUUAUCAACGCCAUCAUU
Ostrea edulis (European flat oyster) is the source of this 2144-nucleotide messenger RNA. RefSeq names its product heat shock 70 kDa protein 12A-like. The transcript has 2 exons. NCBI's taxonomy places the organism in Eukaryota, Metazoa, Mollusca, Bivalvia, Ostreida, Ostreidae. Bases 929 to 1747 code for a protein of 272 amino acids. The record is from RefSeq and is a predicted model, not a curated record.